Molecule: messenger RNA, 1208 nt
Organism: Colletotrichum godetiae
Lineage: Eukaryota; Fungi; Ascomycota; Sordariomycetes; Glomerellales; Glomerellaceae
Product: ER protein BIG1
Exons: 3
Coding region: 138-962 (274 amino acids)
Biological process (GO): (1->6)-beta-D-glucan biosynthetic process; fungal-type cell wall biogenesis
Cellular component (GO): endoplasmic reticulum membrane
Source: RefSeq, a predicted model, not a curated record
AUUACGUUGAACCCGCCUAGACGCAUGUAUCCAAGCUACGUCGUCCCUGGAGCUAAUUCGCAGCAUAACUCCUAGCAGUACGACGAAGGACAGCCAUCGCAUCACAACGGGCAAGCUUUCAACCACAUCAACCAGCCAUGCGUCUAUCAAGAACAGCAGGCCUCAUGGCCUUGUGCGCCUCGGUGCAUGCCUUCACCGACUCGUCGCCCUUCAUCAUGAUCUCGACCGCCGAGCUCGCGAAGUCCAACCCCGCCCAGCUCCAGACCCAGUCCCAGGUCGUCAAGACCGUCCAGGAUUUCCUUUCCUCCUGCCCGACAGACCGCUACCUCCUCGUCUCCCAGCCCAACGUCAACGCGGCCGACAUCCGCAACCCGGACAGCGGCGACUGCCAGUCCCCCAACCUGUGCCGCGCAAUCUCCGACAAGGACGCCCGCGGCGUCUACAGCGUCGCCGAGGUCGUCGGCGAGGUGCCCAUCGGAAAGCUGGCCGACUACAUCAAGAAGUCGUGUGCGGGCAAGACCGUCGAGGUCGAGGAGGCCAGGCUCACUGCCCUUGGACGGGACGCGAGAGCCGCCACGCUCGCCGACAACGACCACGUCCUGGGCCAGCGCCUCGAGAAGUUGCGCAAGGCGUCGGACUCGUACACCGUCAUUUACCUCGCCAGCCCCUCCGAACCCACCUACGAGGCCGAGUUCACCACCGAGCCUCUGCACGCUGAGCUCAAGCGCCACGAGGCGAGCCUGCGACAUGUCAGGAGGGCCGAGAACGGGACCGAGUGGAGCAAGCUGCCUCUUUUCGAGAAAUAUGUCUUCUUCUCCCCAGGCGUCUUCCACGCUCUCAUCGCCACCAUCGUUCUCUUCAGCAUCCUCGGUGUCGGUGUCAGGGCUCUUGCCAGCCUCGAGAUUCCGUACGGUGCUUUCGAGAAGGAGAAUGGCCCUGCGGCUCACAAGAAGGCCCAGUAGAUGUGUAUCAAAAUCGCCUGAGGCAUUUCUCCAUAGAAGUGUCUCCUUCAACGACCAGUGCAUUUCAUUUGAGAACGUCGGGAGUUAUCGGCUGGCUUUUGACAGGCGUGUUUCGAGUAAAGGGGAGGAAAUCCAUGGCAUGAUAGGGUAGAGAGCACAGGAAAGGGACCUGUGGUCUGUAGAGACCAACGUAGUGUUUCUUUUUUCUCGCAAAUGGCAUGAAAUGUAUUUCUAUAACAAAUGGAC